This is a messenger RNA of Cydia pomonella (codling moth), 1358 nucleotides long. RefSeq lists its product as uncharacterized. Bases 1 to 636 code for a protein of 211 amino acids. Lineage: Eukaryota; Metazoa; Arthropoda; Insecta; Lepidoptera; Tortricidae. The record is from RefSeq and is a predicted model, not a curated record. The transcript has 4 exons.
AUGAAUUUUAUACCACAAAAGGGUGUCCACAAGGAGACGUCCCCACUAUUAUGGACCCUAGCGGUCAUUAACCUCUCCUUGAUCACGUUAUGCAUUCGACGUUGUGCAUUAUACUACCUUAUACGUGUUAAAAUGGUACAUAGAAUCAUUGUAUUAUUAGUUUUAGUUGCCAUCACGUGGCAGAUUAAUUUUGAUAAAACUAUCAUAGCCGUGCAUUUUCCACACUAUAAAAUUCUGCUGUCCUUGGGAGAUUGCAAGAAUCGAGUACUUUAUUCUGAACAACAAAUCUGGCCCACUGUCAAAUUGAACAGAGUUUUGGACAUAUACUACAAAAGUAACGACAGUUCUCUGGUUUCCAGAGUAGAAAUACAUUUAAUAGUCAACAAUACUGAAUUUAUAGCUUUAGCCUACAAUGAUGUAGGAUCAAGAGAAUUUAGUGCUAAUAUUUUAUUGCCAAUACAUAGCUGUGCAACGUUCUAUAAUCUUAACAUUUUUACGUGCACUCCGUCAAAACAAAAACAUAAAGACGUUAGUAACGAAGAGCUGGAUACACUGGAAGAUAUAGAAAGCUUAUCAAAAAUGCCGUUCUACGUCAAGAAAAAACCUGAGGCACUGCCGCGAAAAACUAAAAUAUAAAUUUCGUUAUCUGCCUCUCUAUCGCUCUUGAAUAUUCGGGCGAUAGAGGAGACCGACAACGAAAUUUCGCUUUUCAUGGUAGGUUUGCCCUUUGCAUCAACGUAAAAUUGAAUUACUAAUUUCACGGUUUUCAGUUUAACUCGAGCACCGAGGGUUCCCGACCAACUUUCAGUUAUCAGAGCAAGAUUCCAGAGCCGCCAGACCUUACUUAUUUUCUCAUGAAUAAAAUGUAUAGGAUAAUAUAGUGUUAGUAUGUUAUUUUAGUGUCUGCAUACUUGCUACAUUGGCCUGACGGCCAUUUAGCCGGUACAAGGUGCUAAAGGUUGGUAAAAAUAAAUAAUACUAACUUUUCUUAAUAUUGUCAUGGCAGAUUUUUAUGUUUGUUUGUUUUGGUGUCUGAUGCAUACUAUUCUGUCGAUGCCUUUUUCGAGACCUAACACUGUAUCUAGUGAGUAAAACUAUGUACAUAUGUGUAUAUAUAUAUAUAUACAUACAAAACAACUGGUUCGUUAACUCAGCCUUGCCUCUCAACUAUGAGAAAUAUUAAAUAAUAAGACUUAGCUAUAAGCACAAUGGUACCUGACAUGUAAAAUUUUAUUUUAUCAAUAAAGUAUUGAAUUGAAUUGAAUUGAAUUGUUUAAAAAAAAUAUUGUUAAUAAUUGAUAAUAAACAUUGCCAGACAUUUUCCGCCUUCGGUCGGGAACGUUUACCAGCCGCUUUAA